AUGAGUUUCAUCGGUUCAAGCAUCCUCUUGGCACUAGCCCUAGGUUUGGCCAACGCUGGUUACGAAUCUGGACAUCAAGACCUAGGGGGCCAUGAUUUAGGAGGCGGCCAUGAUCUCGGAGGCGGUCAUGAACUCGGAGGACACGAUUUAAGCGGUUAUGGGGGUGGUCACGGCGGCUGGCAACCACAUGUUCAAGAACAUCACCAACACAUACCAACUAACACUAUUGAGCAUACCCAAGCGGUUGCGGUACCUGUAGUUAAGAAAGUAGGAGUGCCAGUUCCACAUCCAGUAGGAGUACCAGUACCUCAGGUCGUAAAAGUUCCAGUACCUCAACCUUACGCUGUACAUGUGCCAGUACCACAGCCCAUUGCCGUACCAAUCUAUAAGCUAGUACCUCAAGAAAUCGAAAAGAAAGUACCAAUCACCGUAGAAAAGUUGGUCCCUGUCUACGUCGACAAACCAUACAAAAUUGAAAUCGAAAAGCAUCACCCAGUCUACGUAAACCAACCCUACCCAGUCCAUGUGCCAGUAUACAAACACGUUUUACACACAUCCAAACAUGGUGGCGGUGAAGAACAACAUGGAUGGCAUUAA
Messenger RNA from Diabrotica balteata, 597 nucleotides. The record is from the annotation of a GenBank genome assembly. NCBI's taxonomy places the organism in Eukaryota, Metazoa, Arthropoda, Insecta, Coleoptera, Chrysomelidae.